AUGCCUGCCCGUCCAAAAACCAGGUCAUCCAAAUCCGGGACAACAACCCCGACCUCCAGAGGAAAGCCGGCAGGCAAAGCCGGCGCCAGCGCGAAGAAGGUCCCGCGCUCCAGGACCUUCACGGGUUGCCGCACCUGCCGAGGCCGCCACCUGAAAUGCGACGAGGUCCGCCCCGUAUGCUCGUCCUGCCGGCGCCUCAACCUCGUCUGCGAGGGCUACGACGCCCGGCUCCUGUGGGUUCCGGACCCCCUGUGCUCGACCGAGCAGAGGCAGAGCCAUCGCGGCACUUCGUACCGGUAUCCGCUUUUCACCGAGAAGGAGAGAAGCUCCAUGAGCGUCGACAUUGUGGAUAGCAUGGGGGACCGGGCCGCGGCCGACAUCAUCUUCGACAUCGACGAGAGAGACGUCGUUGCUGGUGAUGCUCCUCAUCUCGCCGGUCCGUUCGGUGUGUUCAGGGCGUUCGAGGAUUCCACAGCUCCAGGGUCUCCGCCAUCAGAUCCCUCCCCUUCGGGUAGUUCGCCCAACACCUCGCCCAUCAGGACCUUGCCCGACGAAGAGGUUGGUGAUACUGGCGAGGACGUCGAAGACGUCGAAGAAGUGACGUUAGAACCUUGGUCCGUCGACGACAACUCGCUGGCAAUGGGGCCGUACUUUCCCCCAGGCUCUUUCUAUGAUUUCAAUACAGAUAGCAUCCUCAACAGCACCAACCAGCCAUGGACACACGGCGAGGGCACAGGCGAUCUUACACAGAUGAUGGCCGUGGACGGCUCUGCUCUUGACUUUCUCUUCACCCCUACGUCGCCGCGCACACCAGACAUGGCACAUGCCGGACAUGAACCAGCCGCCGAGGGCAGCACUCCGGAAGAACAAGACAGCGCACAUGGAUUCACAAGUACUCUCACAUUUGAGCAGGGCCUGCCCGCUCAACGAAAGUCUCCUACCCCUUUCACUAACCAUAUGCCGGGUGUCGAGCCAUGUCUGCCGGCACAUGCGGCCUCCCUCUUGCGGUACUACAAGUCGAUGGAGGAGUCGUCGUCGUCCGUCAAGGGCGUGAGGAUAUCGCCCUGGCAGCUCUGGCUUCUCCCCUGCGCCCUCGAGACUUUUGCCGAGCUGUCUCUGUGGAACACCACCUCCCACACUCGGCACAGCAUUCUAUGCACGCUGCUGGCGAAGAGCGCCUUUCACCUGCACCAAUCGCUCAGCAAAGAAGGUAAAAAGGAGGCAUCGCCAUGGUUCGACAUUGGGAGGAGCUACCAGAAAAGCGCCCAGUCUCACCUCAAGCUAGCGCUUCAAGGCGAGUCGGGCGAGCCAGGCCAGGCAAAGUACAACGAGAUGCUCAUCGCCAUACUCGCCACGGCCAUGGUAUCGGUGAUGUACAACGGCUCCCGCGCGGUCAAGAUCUUCCUCCUCGACGCCGAACGGCUCAUCCGACUUCGUGGUCUCGCCAUGCCGAAAUCCUUCCACGUCCGCGUGCUGCACCACGUGUACACGCACUUGCGCGUGAUAGCAGAGAGCACCGACAUCGCCAUCGACACCCCAAAGACCCAGGCCGAAGCGGCGACCGAGAUGGCGGUGUCGCUUCGCAAGUUCCGCAUCGCCGAGGACUCCCUCGGUGCGGACCUCGAUCUCUCGCGGGAGAAGCCGGCCGAGGUCGGCUACUCCGACAUCCACCUGGACAUCUCCGGCCACUGGCCGGCCACGAUGUACCCGGACAUCUACGGCGUCCCGGAGUCCCUGAUGACGCUGCUCUCCCAAACCAUCAGCUUCGCCAACGAAAAGGUCAAGCUCGAGGCCAUCGCCAUGUACGACUCCCGGGUGUCCCUGGCGCUGCCUCGCCACAUCAAGAAGCUGGAGCAGAACAUCUGGUCCUGGUCGCUGGAGUCGAGGGACGUCGAAAGCGGGCCGAGCAGGCCGCGGGGGCUGGUCACCAAGGACACGCGGCUCGUCGACCACCCCGCCGUCAGGUCGCUGACGCUCGCCAUGCACCAGGCCCUCAUCAUCUACUUCUACCGGCGCGUCCACAACCUGAGCGCCAUGGUCGUGCAGGACUCGGUGCGCAAGACGCUCGACUUCAUCCAGCCGUGCCUCGGCGAGACGGCGGACGACCACGACUUCGCGACGAGCAUCGGGUGGGCGGGCUUCGUCGCCGCGUGCGAGGCCAUGGGCCCCGACCUGCAGGAGAGGGGGCGCAAGGUUCUCGAAGCGAUCGACAACAAGGGCGUCAUCUUUGGGACCGACAAGCCCAGCACGCUGGCUCAGAGUGUGUGGGAUAGGAGGAGGGAGACCGGGGACUGGACCCUGAGCUGGCCAGAUCUGAUGCCCACCGUGGCGAGAUAA
This is a messenger RNA of Colletotrichum higginsianum IMI 349063, 2337 nucleotides long. RefSeq names its product C6 transcription factor. Gene Ontology annotation, biological process: positive regulation of transcription by RNA polymerase II. Gene Ontology annotation, molecular function: zinc ion binding; DNA-binding transcription factor activity, RNA polymerase II-specific; transcription cis-regulatory region binding. Gene Ontology annotation, cellular component: nucleus. Lineage: Eukaryota; Fungi; Ascomycota; Sordariomycetes; Glomerellales; Glomerellaceae. The record is from RefSeq and is a predicted model, not a curated record. The coding region runs from base 1 to 2337 and encodes 778 amino acids. The transcript is spliced from 2 exons.